GUUUCGUUUGUCUAAUGAAAAUUUCAUCUAAACAUGUUCAUUUAAAAAUUUUCAUCGCAGCUACGGAGACUAGGAGUUGCAAACCACGUUGAUACCCUAUCUUAUCUCAGGCUGUACUCUAUUUGGUGACUUAGACGCGUUUCGCCUAACUGGGUUACCCCUCGGUAUUCUGGAACAUUAGUGAAUGACCUUUAAUCGGGCUUCUCGUAGUUGAUGCUGUUACCUUGACUCAGCGCUACGUUACCCUGUCGACGUUUUGAUUUAAUUUGACACGAACAGUGUGAGGCAUUUGCGAAGCUGAUUGUCCGUUAGCAAGCCAAGAGAGAUGCCAAAAGGACUGUCCCAGCCCUGAUUCGUCAACAGCUAGAGGAAUUACUUGACAAACUGAUCCACUGUGUAGCAAUUCGUUUGCAUAAAUGCUGGAGCGAAGAUAACUAAGAAAAUUCAACGGACAAAACUUCAAGAUGUCUUCUGUUGGUGAUCUUUCAACUGAGUGUAAAUUGUCCAUCAUCCUUGAAAAGAGACCAAAGCUCAUAGAGCAAUUGGCCCUAUGCUUGGACAGAGAAAUGAGAUUUAUACCCAACUGGAGACAGUUGGCAACGGAUCUUGAUGUCGACGUGAAUGUCAUUAAAAGACUUGGACAGUACAGUGACUACAGUCCUACCAUCCGAUUGUUUGAAUUUCUCGAGGUCACUCAACCGGAUUUAACGAUUAAACAACUAAAAGACGCGCUACUGGAGAUCAGGAGGAACGACUUGUUUAGUUUGCUUUCCACGAAAGCCGGGUGCAUUGACUCUGAAAAAGUAAAAGACAUAAUCACGUCACGAAAUAUUCAAGCUCCUUCACUAACAGCUGACCUUUUGGAUGAAAUUGCAUUGGCCCUAGACGUCACCUCUCUGGUAUUGUCAAGCUGGUCCAACUUGGCAAUAAAACUGGGAGUGCCAAGAAAAACUUGUUGGGAGUUUGAACGACGUUCAACAGAUAAUCCAACCCGCAAUCUAUUGCGGUAUUUAGUUAUUACUUGUCCAGAAAUGAAAUUAAAAACUCUGAAGGAUGCCCUGGAUUCCAUCAAAAGGAAGGAUGUACUAAAAAUUCUACAAAAACAGGAUCAAGGAGAUGAUGUAUUUCUGAAGGACGUAAUGGCACAAAAACCGGAACUUGUAGAAACAAUGGCAGAAAACCUCAACCGCGAAGAAGUACCAGGCGUCAAAAACUGGAUCCAUCUCGCCAGCAAACUGAACGUGCCCGAUGAUGUGCGUCAGGAAUUGGGUGCGACAGAAAAAAAGCGGAAAAGUCCCACCAAGGAAGUUAUUCAAUGGGUGGCCGUUAACUUACCGGAGAAAACAUUAAGUGACGUCGUAAAUGCUUUGGACAGGAUCCAGCGUAACGAUGCUAUUCAGAUUAUAUCAAUGCAAUUUCCAGACACAGUUGAAUCAACUUUGGAGCGACUUCGUUGUUCACCACAAGACAGUUUCAGAGUGCCUGAUCCCACAGGUCAUAAUUCAUCCACCAGCGACAAUUGGAAGGAGAAGAUUUCUCUUCCAAAGGAAGUUGCAGACGUUAGGGAACAUUCAGGUCACUGUGGAACAUUACCCGAUCAAAUAGAUUUAGUGGGCCGCAAUGAAACCUGCGAAAGGAUCAUAACUGCCUUGUCUUCGAACAAGGCGGUUGAAAUUGUAGCGCCACCUGGAUAUGGGAAAACCUCUGUGGUAAUUGAAGUCGCCCAUCGGUUGAUCAACAGGGGAAAGCUCAUUGCCUAUGUUAAUCCAAGAGGUGUCACUUGUGUAGAAGACUUGGCAAGCGAUAUCAUCGAAGCUUUAGGUUUCGUUCCCAGCGAAGAUACUAUCACUGAGGCAAUUCGUCGCAUACGUGCUUUAAAAACAAAGUCAAGGGUGCUUCUUAUCGAAAACAUUGACAACUUACUUCACCUCGAGGCUCAAGUUCGCAAGGAUGAAUACCUGCAAGAGCUGAACUCCAAAAAUUACUGCACCAAAAUGCGCGGGAAAUUUACAAAGGAUGAAUUCUUGUCAUUUCUAAAAGACAUAGGAAAAUGCCCAACCAUUCAUCUUGUUCUAACAUCUAGAGAAUUCUAUGAUUUCAGUGUGUCUUUCCCUAUUGAGCUGAUUGAUUUAGAGCCUCUGAAAGACAAUGAUUCAGCUACUUUGUUCAAAAAGUGUGACGACAGACUAGACGAAGGCUCGAUCAAUGAGCUGGUCAGAGUUUGUGGCGGCAUUCCUCUUAUUAUCUGUACUGUUCGCUCAAUUCUUAGAAGAGAAAAUCCAGAGAGGUUCACCCAAAGACUUACUUCAUGUUCACCUCAAACUCUUCUUAAAUUACUGAGCCCUGACUUUCAAGCGAGUGACGAUCGCAUCGAUAGGUGUCUACAGAUCUGUUUUGAUCGCUUUAGUGAAGAGAAUCAGAAGAUAUUUGUAAUGUUCUCAACAUUUCCGAAAGGAUUUACGGAAGAACAAUUUGACGCGUGCUUCAAGUCUUCAAUUGGAGGUGAUCUGCAGACGUUUCCAAUUUGCUUGAAACAAAGCAGCCUCCUAAACUUUGACAGAAAUAACUGUCUUUACUCUAUUCAUCCUUUUAUAAGAGACUUUUUUUCAUCAAUGCCCGAACACAAAGAAGCCAAAUCAGUCUUCUUACGUCACUACAGUAAUUUGACUGUUUCCCUUUGCAAAACAUUUUUGAGUGCGGAUAAGAAGUCUGCAAUUAAUCGCUACAGAUCUGAAAAGGACAACAUUCGAGAGGCUAUGGCUUGGUGUGGAGAUCAUCCUGAGCUUGACCAAACCGUGAGGGAGCACUGUGUUGCUGCUUUCAACGAUGCCGCCGUAUUUCUCGCAAAGAUGAUGCGAAAACAAGAGUUUGUCUCCCUCUUUUGCAAGUUUGCGUAUCGAUGUCAACGUGACAGGCAUCUAUUGAGCGCUUGCUUGACAAACAUCGGAGUCAAAAUAGUUUUAAGCUGCACAUGCAGACCGUACAUUUGCCCUAGAGCGUUGUAUCAAGCGAAGAGAUUUUUGGCACGUGCUAAGCAAAUCCAUUCAGAGCUUACAAACGUGAAUGAAGCUAUUCGUGCCCACUGCUUGAGUAAGCUUGGAUUCUGUUGUGUUCGAGAGGGACGCUUUGGCGAAGGAUAUGACUAUCUUAACGAGGCCAUAGCGUUAAGAACAAAGAGAGAAAAAAAAUCAGAUGAGACCAAGGACAAAGUCAUGUUAGGAGCGUGUUAUAAUGAUAUCGCAGCUUCUCAAAUGGUGCAAAGGAAACACAUGUGUGCUAUCCAAACAAGACUCUGCUAUGUGCUUCCUCUAUACGAACAAAAUCUCGGGGAGCAUCCUUUCACGGCAACAACACUCGACUGGAUUGGCAAAAGUUACCACGCCUUAGGUGACUACGACAAUGCUGUUAAAUAUAUCGGUAAAUCAGUUGAAAUGCGAAAGCAACUGCUGGGGCACCAUCAGGAAACUGCUAAGUCUAUUCGUGAUUUGGGAGUGGCUUUGAGCGCGAAAGAAGAUUACCCAAGUGCCCUAAGAUAUCUUAAAGAGGCCAUUGAUUUGCAAGAAGAAGUAUCAGACACACAUCUACAACUAAUUCACACUCACCAAGACAUGGCAAUUGCCCUGCGUGGUCUCGGAAGAAACGGCGAGGCCGAGGACGAAAUGACACGUGCUGCGGAGUGCGCAAAAAAGUUGGAAAAGGAAGAAAAAGAAGAAGAAAAAGACUGGAUGGAUUUCUCAUGAACAGAAAUAAGAUUUUGAAAAGAGGAUCUUCCACACUGUAAAGAAGCAAAACAAUCUAUCGAUUGAUCGAUGGGCUCUCAUGAACACUUAAGCAACGCAGUGACUCAGUCGCUAAGUCUGUCCUUUCUUGGACCUCCAUACGUGUGUAUCAAUCAGUCGAAACUUAGGAAGAACCCCUGUUAGAUUUUUGUUAGGAUGAGUGGAUGUAAUCAGCCAAUUUCAAGUUUUUUUUUUUCAAAAAGGAAGAUCUUUAAUGUUACAUCCUAUUCUAAAUCCUGUUAUCGAGCAGAGGUUAAUCUUCAAUAGUAUUGGCAAGUUGACAUUGCCCAAUUCAUACCCGUUCUUGACAUGAAAAACCAAAAACCCAAGGGAAACCAACCAAGAUUAAAGAUCAAAGAUUAUCUUUCUUUUAUCUUCGUUAGUUGAAUUGAGCGAUCAGCUAAAAAUAGUAAAAAGCGCUGAGGAAACAUUUUUAUCGCAUUUUACUAGAAGAAAUUGUCAAAUAAAUGAUAAAAAUGUGGCCACUAAGAAGCGCUUGGCAGAGGCGAAGUUACGGGUAAAUUGUCCAACAAGUUUUUUUUUUUUUGCAUUCAAAGUUUGCACAUUGAGAAAGGAUCCCUUACCUCAAGUAGCCAUUAUCCUCAUGAAUAUCAUCAUCAUCAUUAUCAUCAUCAUAGAUAUAAAUUGAUAACAAAUUUCAACGUUAGAAUGUUAUUUAAAUAUACAAAACUCUGAGCUAAAAAUAUGUUCGUUAAAUUUAGUUUACGUUGUUUCAUGUCAUUAUCAAGUGUAAAGGGAAAACGACAGUCGUGAAUAUUGUUGACGCAAAUCGAGCCGUAGAUAUGCAACUUUUUAUCUCGACUCCGCUCAAAAGUCCAACUUGUACCCCAUGAUAUCUUAAAACUAAAAAAAGGUAGAGGUUUGCCAGCUUCGCCAAUAUAGACCAAACACUCACAAGGAAUCCUGUAGACUACGAGAGUUUGUUUGUCGCGAUGACAAACCACAAAUUGAUUACGAUACAAGCCUCAAGUUGUCAUGAA
Pocillopora verrucosa is the source of this 4780-nucleotide messenger RNA. NCBI's taxonomy places the organism in Eukaryota, Metazoa, Cnidaria, Anthozoa, Scleractinia, Pocilloporidae. The record is from RefSeq and is a predicted model, not a curated record.